Stylonychia lemnae is the source of this 1131-nucleotide messenger RNA. The record is from the annotation of a GenBank genome assembly. NCBI's taxonomy places the organism in Eukaryota, Ciliophora, Spirotrichea, Sporadotrichida, Oxytrichidae.
AUGGACAUUAUCCCGAUAAUCUUUGCAAGUGAAAAUAAUACCUCAGAAAUUGAUCCUGAGUUUUCAGAUACGCCCUUCAGAAAAAUAAGAUAUACAAUGGCUGCUUUACUCAUCAUAAACACGAUUAUUUUCAUCUCAGCAAUAUACUUGACCUAUCGGCUGUUCAAGUUGCUUAAGUGCUCAGAUUUUGUCAUGCUCCAAACAAUUCUCUUCAUUGAUAUGAUCGUUAUAUUAAAGGAGAUCUAUCUAAUUCUAUAUAUAGCAGCAAGAUAGGGACAUGAUAUCUUGAUAUCAAAUCUUUUCUUUAACAUACUGCUACUUUUUGGAAACAAUUUCUUCCUUAUGGCUUUUGUCCUAACUAGCUCCAAAUGGGUUAACUUCUAAAUUAUUGCUUAGUCAUAGAUUUCUGGGGAUAGAUUAUACUACGAAGAAAAUAUUGUGAGAUUAAAGAAAGGUACAUAAAUAGCAAAUGUAAUCAUUACUUUGAUAUGCAUGGGACUAAUGAUUUUAAUGAUGACCUCAGAUAAAAAAAGUGGAGGCUUUGAUUAUGAAAAAGUUUAUUCUGCAUUUUUAGUAGGAUCAUUUAGUUUAGGACUAAUUAUGUUAGCAAUAGUAACAAGAAAACUUAUAGUUACUUUAAGAAGUUACUAUCCAGAGUUUUACUAUGAAGAGAGGAAAUACAUUUUAUCUAUGACUUUAAUAUUGCUUAUAGCUAUGAGUGCAAAAGUUGUAUUUGGAAUAUACAGAUUUACUAUUCCUAAUAUCACAUACUUCUUCAUUGAUAGCGAGAGAAAAGAUGACUGGGAUUCACCUACUUAUUUCAUUUUAGGUUUCACAAUAUCUGAAUAUCUACCAGUUACCUCACUAUUAUCAACUUUUUGGUACGGUUUGACUAGAAGAAAUAAAGUUAUUAAAUCUCGUAAAUAUUCAAACCCUUAAUCUUCUGAGUACACAUCUUCAUUCUUUGGGGAUGAAGAAGAAGAUGAGGAUGAUGAUAUCUACUCAUAGAAUCCCUUUGGUAUAGGAAAAACAGCUAAAAUUUAACCAAUAUCAAUGAGUCGUAGAGUUACAGAUGAUGAAAAUUUAUUAACAUAAAAGACAAAAACUAGUUUAAAUCGAGGCCUAUCAUGA